GAAUCAUUUAAAAGUGCCAUCUGCUCAAACACAACUCAUUGUGCAGUCGUGGUGAUAAAACAAUGAAACUUUCGUUGUUGUUUGUUUUCCUCCUGUGCCCAGGGCUAAGUGAGAUGCAAGGAUAUUUGGCACGUCUCAGUAAACUGAUGAAAUGUACUACGGGAAAACAUUUUGCACAAUUUAUCAUUUAUGGCUGCCACUGUGGAGCUGGGGGAUAUGGUCAAACAGUUGAUGCAGUAGACAGGUGUUGUUUUGAACAUGACUGCUGUUACGACUGGCUGAAACUAAAGAACUGUAAUCCUAAGUCAACAAAUGUUGAGGUUUAUUGCUCCAAUGGUAAUCCUUCCUGUGAAAAUGCAGUGGGCUAUUCCUCAUAUGCACUCUGUAUUAAUCGAAUUUGUCGAUGUGAAGUAAACUUUGCCAAAUGCUUAAAAACAGCUGAAUUCAAUGCGCUAAAUGGAUGGAGGCUUAAUUUGUUUGGCUGCAAGAGAAACAGAACUCCAUCAUGCCCUUCAUCUUUUUAAACAAAUCUUGUCUGCACUUAAUGAAUGGACUCAUUUUCUGAACACGAACAAAUUCUCCUUCCUUCAUUUGUACCAUCAUUUCUUUAUUAAUUCAAAUAUGGUUCUGCAAACAGUAUAAUUGAAUGUAAGAGAGUGUCCAUUUUUUUGCUUUGCAAAACAAGAGAUAAAUACAGUUAGAUACCUGUUUUAAAAAACAGACUAUAUAAAUGUUUAAUUUAUAUAUUACACAGUAGCAGUAUAUUGCAAAUCACAAUACCAUUGUAUUAAAUACUUACAGUAUUAUGAAUUUAAAUGUACAGUUUAUAAGCAUAGAUUAUAAAUCAGUAAAUAAAGAAGAACUUACAGAAAGUGAAA
Molecule: messenger RNA, 878 nt
Organism: Protopterus annectens (West African lungfish)
Lineage: Eukaryota; Metazoa; Chordata; Ceratodontiformes; Protopteridae
Product: basic phospholipase A2 4-like
Exons: 4
Coding region: 63-524 (153 amino acids)
Biological process (GO): arachidonate secretion; lipid catabolic process; phospholipid metabolic process
Molecular function (GO): A2-type glycerophospholipase activity; calcium ion binding
Source: RefSeq, a predicted model, not a curated record